AUGAGGAAACAGACAUUCGGGGUAGCAGAUGGCGUCAGUUCAUGGGUGAAGAAGGGGAUAGACGCGGGUGAAUACGCGAGGGAACUUAUGGAAAAUGCUAUAUUUGCAAUUGAAGAUAAGCCUGAGGGAGGUGUUAAUCCAAUGGCGGUGCUAAAUGAAGCUUUCCUAAAUACUGAGGCCCAAGGAUCAUCAACAGCUUGCAUUUUGACGCUGAAAGGCGAUGUUUUGCACGUAGUGAACAUUGGAGAUAGUGGGUUUGUGGUGAUACGAGGCAGGAGAACCAUGUAUAAAUCACCGGUGCAACAUUGGGGGUUUAACUGUCCAUUUCAGCUAGGGAAUUGGAGAUCAAAUAAUCCUAGUAUGGCUGAGGAGCUUAAAGUUGGUGUUAUACCAGGAGACAUAGUUGUAGUUGGAACUGAUGGAUUGUUUGACAACCUCUACGAUUCCAAAAUUGAGGAGUUGGUGAGCCAGGGAAUUGACCAGGGCAAUUUUCCAGCAGAACUGGCUUCCACUAUAGCCAAGUUUGCUCUCACUAACUCUAUGGACAGGUAUGCUGUUUGUCCUUUUACCAUAGCUGCGCAAGAAGCCGGACUUAAAUUCACAGGAGGCAAAAUCGACAACAUAACUGUGGUUGUAGCGUACAUUAGAUAUCCAGACUAGGAGUGAUCGUUGUUUUGAACCUUUCGACACCUAUCUGCACAAAUUAGUAUUCAGCAAUGGAAGCGGACGUUGGUUUAAGUUGCGUAUUAGAAUCAAUUUAUCCAUGAAGAUUGGAUCUUCAUGCUAAGAAAUUGUAGUUUUUGAAAGUUGUUGCAUGUAAUUGUACGGAUUAGCUUCAUGAAUGAAUCAGUUGGUUUUGAAAUGAUGUAGUACUAGUAUAAGAUUACAUUCAGUCUUGUAAAUUAUUGAUGCAAUGUGUAUGAUU
Molecule: messenger RNA, 925 nt
Organism: Rhododendron vialii
Lineage: Eukaryota; Viridiplantae; Streptophyta; Magnoliopsida; Ericales; Ericaceae
Product: probable protein phosphatase 2C 55
Exons: 4
Coding region: 1-660 (219 amino acids)
Source: RefSeq, a predicted model, not a curated record